CUUCAACCAGGCUCACUUUAAUUCUUUCCCAAAACCAUGUCAAAGAAAACUGUAGUGUCAGUGGAACUUCCAUGUUGGAAAUGCAGGCAGCAGGUGAUGAAGUCGAUUGCGAGGGUUAAUGGGAUAACUUCCAUCGCCCUCGAUCCACCAAAAAACACGGUCACUGUCAUCGGUGAAGCUGAUCCAGUGAAAGUCAUCAAGAAGGUGAGAAAAUUCAGAAAAUCUGCUGCAAUUCUGAGUGUAGGGCCUGCAAAAGAAGAGAAGAAGGAUGAGAAAAAGAGCGAGAGCAAGGAUGUGAUAUGCCAUUUCCCCAAGACAUGCCACAAGUGCGAUGUCUGGUAUGUUGUCACUGAAGAUGCUUAUAGUUACUGUUCCAUUAUGUGAUCAGGAAAUGUGUAUUUUAUGAGCAAUUUGUUAUCAUUAUUCUUCUUAUUCUUCUUCAACAUUCAAAAGUAGGUGUGAUCUGUCCUUAUUUGGACAAAAUUAAGGCUUAUUCCUUCCAACCUAUAUCGAGAAACGACGAACCACCCAAAUAAGUGGGCACACGUUUAGGUUCAGACUGCCAUGCAUUUUUUUAU
Messenger RNA from Momordica charantia (bitter melon), 578 nucleotides. RefSeq names its product heavy metal-associated isoprenylated plant protein 43. The record is from RefSeq and is a predicted model, not a curated record. Gene Ontology annotation, molecular function: metal ion binding. NCBI's taxonomy places the organism in Eukaryota, Viridiplantae, Streptophyta, Magnoliopsida, Cucurbitales, Cucurbitaceae.